Symbiodinium sp. CCMP2592 is the source of this 10851-nucleotide messenger RNA. Lineage: Eukaryota; Dinophyceae; Suessiales; Symbiodiniaceae. The record is from the annotation of a GenBank genome assembly.
AUGGCAGGAGGUAGGUACUAUGUGUGCAAAACCUGUGGUCCUGCAAGCUGGAUUUAUGCCUCUAAAGUGCAGAAGUUUGCGAAGUGCAGUUGGUGUGGCAAGCCUUGGCCCGCUGAUGUACCGCAGGCACCUUGGAGAGAACCUAGCAGGCCGCGACCUCGAACUCGGCAGCCGAAGCCAGCUAAGCUAGCAAGCUGCCUUCAGAAGGUGUGGUCCACCUUGCCUGCAGAUGUGUGUUUGCAGUUUGAGCAGGCUGGCUUUAAAGUGCCGGCCCCGAAGCAGGAAGAUGUUGACCUACUCAGCCUUUUGCAGCGCAACCGUGAUGAUCUCCCCCAGGAAGUCCUGGAUGCUCUGCCAGCAGCACCGGUCCCUAACCCAGUGCAGGAAGGCAAGGCUGCAGGUGUUGAGUGGCGCAACUCCGUCGGUAAGUUGCGCGACCUUGGCCAGCGUAAGUUGAAGCUGCAAGAAGACAUUGACCUGGCCAAGGCCAAUCUGAGGGCCCUGCUGACAAAGAUGCAGGACUUGCAAGCUUCCAUCCAGGAAGCACAGACUGAGGUCAACAAAGCCACUCAGGAUUAUGAAGCUAAGGUUCUCACACAGUGCGCAGAAGAGGCCAGUCAUGGAGUAGAUUCUGUGUUGCAGGCCCUGGGUAUCGAGGAGGACACCCUCACUGAGGCCCAAAAGCGCAGUAUCGCUGCUCUGAAGAAGGACAAUGCUGAUGAGGCCAAGCGCCGCAAGACCGAGCAGCAGGAUCGUUUCCCGCCUGGAUUGCUCCCGAAGUCUACGGCACCCCCGGCCGCCGAACCCCAGCAAAACGCCGCAGACGCUAAGGACUUGAACAGCCAGUCCGGCAAGGCGCGCAGUCGCUCGCCCAAGCGCGGUGACAAGGGUGGGGGGUUGCGCGGGGGCCCCGGGUUUUGUCUUCCGGUUCUUUCUCUGAGUGAGGUUUUGCGUGAUCUGGAAGCCAGCAUUUGCAGUGCUGACGUGGGCCUGGCCGUAGCCUCACCACCGGGUUCGAGGCUCGGAUCUCCCUUGCAAGACCAGCCAGCCCAGCUCGAGGAUGGGUUUGUUUUCCCCAGGACUGUGUCCCGUCCCUUUUGGCCAUCCCCUAGCUGUGCCCUGACUGGCCCAAAGUUUUUCCAUCCCGCCAUGUUUCAUUCGCCGGAGGAGGGCGCCUCUUCGGAACCUAAGGUUGUGAAGAAACCAUUGGUCAGGGGACCGAUCAUGUCUUUCUUGGAAGAGCAUGGUUCCCGCUUUGACCAUGCUGCGCCAACCCCACAGGAUGCUGAACCUUUUCCUGGCCCACAAGGCUCACCGUCCCCUGCAGUGUGCAAGGUUGGGAAGAGCCUUGGUCGGUCAGGCUGGGGCUCUCUUCUCAACCUGAGUGCAUAUAAAGCCCUGCAUCCGGACUGGCACCAUGAGCCUGACCUAUUGCGCCUCGCCGAAGGGCUUGAGGAGCAGAGCCAGGAGGGCACCCUUGAAUACUGGACUCUUUUCAGGUCCCUGGAGGCCACCGAGGCCCGUGAUAAUAGCCUUGAAACCUGGGCUCGCAUCGCCAGAGCUUCGGAGGACCUGGUGCACUCCACUUCCAGAGGCCGGGCCCGUACCUUUACUUUCGUUUCGGCCAAUGUGACCUCCUGGAGACCAGAGCUCAGGCAGUGGUUGGUUUCACUGCAGUGUGACGUAGCCCUGAUUCAGGAGCACCACCUCUCUGAAAAGGCCUUUCAUGCUGAAUCGGUUGCCCUAGCUAAGGCAGGCUAUCAUUUGCAUGGCCAGCAUUCUCCCGCCCGUAAGCGCGAAAUUGGAGGUGUGAUGGUCUGUGUCAAGGCUCAUUUGCAAGCCAGGCACGUUCAUACCUUUCAAGAUCCUGAAACGGGCUGUGGCUUUGUUGCGAUUGCUGUCCGGGUGACCGGCUUCGACUUAGCCCUCAUCUCUUUGUAUCUCGAGUCAGGUAGUUCCUUCGAAGGCCGGACCAACACAGUGGUCCUUUCCCAUCUGUAUGGCGUGCUGGCCUCGCUCAAAUGCCCCUGGUGUGUGGUGGGGGACUGGAACAUAGAUUCCUGUGAGGUCCUCGCCACCAGGCUUGAGGACCUCACCAGGGGCCGGCUCCUUGGAACAGGAAUGCCUACGGCUGGCACCGCAGCAGAGCUAGAUUAUGCACUGGUCCACCCGCGACUAGCCUCACAUGUCUCGCUUGAGCUUGUUUGGGAUGUCCCUUUCAAACCGCACGCCGCUCUGAUGUGUACCCUUCCCCUCAAGCCGCUGCAGGACCUGCAACCAAACCUGAGGACCCUGGCUGACUCCUUUGACCCCAUCACAGAUGACCAGCGCCUUUUGACACCGACGGUUGUCUCCCCGCAGCAGGUCGUUUUGCUUGAGAUUGAAGCAAGUGACCCCGUGUCUCUUGCGUUUGCGGAGUUCUCUGCCACAGCUGAGGCGUCUGGUCUGUUGGGAAAGAAUACAGGCAGGGGGGUUCACCUGCCCACGGUCCGCCAGCCGGCAGUGUCACAGCCAGCCCAGGAUUACCAGUGGUUUGGGCAAGAACACGCGGUCUGGACUCAGCUUGCGACUAGGUUCAAGGCCGGGGGUCCUAGCCAGGUAGUCUUGCUGCUGCUUUCCAAUCUUGCUCCCGAGCAUAAGCAGUGGGUAACGGAAGUUGAGGCUGCCGUUUCUAACCAACGUGAUCUCACGAUCUUUGUCUCGCGAGCUGAGACGCAAGCCAAAGCUGCCAUGCAAGCCCAGCAAAAGGAACAGGCCAAUUCUUAUCAAGCUUGGCUGUCGGGGGCUCUGUCGGCAGGUAUGGGGCCAGUGUACCGAGCUCUUAAAAGCCAUGAACAAACUCUUGCUCGGCCCUUUAGAGAUCAGUCAGCUCUGGCCCGAGCCUAUUGUCGCAUGGAAUUCUGGAGCCACAUUUGGGAUGCGACAAUUGUUCCCCCUCAAGUCCAAUUUUCUGCAGAGCGCCUCGCCUUGAGGGCUGAGGCCUCGCAGCAGGCACAGGACCUUCCAUCAUUGGCUUGGGAACAGGUCAAGAAAGUGUGCUUGGCCACAGGUAAUAAGAAAGGCGGCCUCGACGGUUGGUCGUACCGGGCUUUGCGAAAUCUCCCUGACUUCUGCUAUAAGCAGCUUGCCGAGCUUUUCUCCCGGGUUGAGGCGGACCUCACCUUGCCGCUUCAAAUGCUAACGGUCCAAGUAGCCCUCCUGGCAAAAACCCCUGAGAAAGAGCGCCCCAUUUCGCUCACUUCGGUACUUUGGAGAGUUUACAGCAAACUGAGGCGCCCACUUCUGGAGAGCUGGCUGAAGUCGUAUGCUGCUUGUGCUCCUUUCGACUCUGCUACACCAGGGCACACCUCACUUGACCCAGCAUUAUCCCGUUUGAUAAAAGCUGAAGACCACAAAUUUCGCAAAAUCACCUUCAUCACCUUAUUUGUUGAUCUUGAAGGCUUUUAUGAUGGUAUUGAUUUUUCCCGCCUGAUCGCCCAGGGAAAAGCUUUGGCAUUUCCACCUAUGCUUUUGGAAUUAUGUCUUCAGUUAUAUCAUGGGCCACGUUGUCUCCACGGAGAAGGCGUCAGCACGGUAGCUCUGUGGCCCAAAAAGGGCAUUUUGCAGGGGUGCCCGUACGCGCCCACGGUUGCCAAACUCACCACUCAUGCCCCGUUGCAGGGCAUUUCUCAGCAGCCGGGUGUUAGUCACGCUGAUCUGUGGCUAGACGACAUCAGUGUUGAUGUGUCACAUGCUGAUCCGGAGGUCGCAGCCUCCCUUGCUCUCUCAGCUUCCAGGAAGCUGGAACAGCUUUUGUCAGUUGAAAAGCUUCGCAUCAACAAAGUCAAGACAAAGUUUGUAUGCAACAACGCUCAGGCGACGAAAGCCUUGAACAGCCUGCGCGGUGAUGCCGAUCCCCAGGUUGCGGACUUGGUCCGCGAUCUGGGAGUUGAUUCAGCAGGCGCCAAACGCCGACGACUAACACAAGCCUUGAAACGUUUUAAGGUUGGCCGCGCACGCAACCAAAAACUUCACCGACUCCGUACUGGGGGUAAAGCGCACAGGCUGUACGCCACCUCCAUCCUCAAGGCCGAGACCUAUGGAUGUCAGGGACAGGGGAUUUCCCCCAAGCGGCUUAAGGUUAUCCGUUCUUCCAUCUCUAGGCACGUCGGACGGUCCAAAUGGGGUUCGGUAGAUGUGUCACUCGACUGUAUGUCUUUCCAGUGCCAGGACCCCCUGCUUACAGUUGUUCUAGCGCAGGCUGACGCCCUGUUUCGUAUGUUUGGCCCCUCCACGGCGCAGGGCUGGGUGAUCCUAGGACGCACAUGGAAGGUGGCUUGGGCGCGACAGGAAGCGGCCGUGCAUGGCUGGAAGUGUGUUGCCGGGCCGGUCGCCGCCAUGGUUCAAUACUGCAUUGACUUGCGCAUUAAUGUCAGUGAUCCUCUGCGCUGGGUUCAUAGCAGCGGGGUUCUUCUGCUUGAUGUCGCUAAUCCUGCCCUUUUCUUGUCAGUUCGUCGCUUCCUCACUCAGGUCGUCGCACUUGAAAGAACGCUCCGGUUUGGUGCGGUACCCACGGCUCACGGGGCCCAGCAGGGCGUCGACUGGUCAGUCCACCGGAAACUUUUGAAGGCUUCAAAGCCCUCGUCCCCACGAUGGGCUUUUCAUGCAGUUUGGCAAGGACGCACCCUGCACUCGGGUAAUGGCGGCCUAACACACUGCUCCUGUGGCGCUGAAAAUUCUCUCCAUCAUGUUUACUACGAGUGCCCUCUUGCGCCUGCUAAACUUAGCCCGAACCUCCGGGGCUUCCAGCGCCGCCAUGAGGAGCCGUGUUUUUGGCUAAGGGGUAUGGUUCCCCGAGCUUGGACCACGCCGCAGCUGUCUAGCGCAGCGCUCGAAACUCGAGUCACGGGGCUCUUCUGCCAUCCACCGGUAAAUGCCGAGGGGUUGUUUGUGUCCACCGAUGCCAGCGGAGGACCCAAUACAAGGGACAGUCGCUUGAGAUGCGUGGGCUGGGCAGUUAUCUUAUGUGAAAAGUGUGAGGAUGGCCUGAAAGAAAUCGGUACAAUCUCAGGCUUGCUCCCCCCGGGCAGCACUGUGCCUCAAGGUGAGGCCUACGCGAUCAUUCAAGCACUCAAAGCAACCACAGGCAGCUUCGACCUCACGAGUGACUGUCAACCUGCGAUCCGGGCGCUGCAGGCCCGCAAGCUCACCGUCCAGCAUGAUCCGGACUGGGGGCUUGUUUGGCAGGAUCGCUCUCGAGCCCAGCCGACCUGGGUACGGAGCCACUGCACUCCCGAAGCCUUCGAGAAGGAGUUCCCUUCUCAGCAGUGGCGACGAGUACUCAACGAAAAGGCUGACUCCCUGGCGGGUCGUAGGGCUGCAGAGGCCGUUUCGCCUCACUUUGUGCGCAAGGUGAAGGAGUUGGACCGGGUUGCGCGCGAGCUAAACCAGUUUCUCGCCUCUAGGGCUGAGAAACUGAUUAAGGACAAGACGCAAGGUUUUGUUCCCAGAGCCGCCAGAGACUCCCAGAGCCAGUUUGAGAAAUCUAAGGCAAGGGCGACAACUGUUUCGACCCAGAACAGUUCUUUACCUAACAAAAAACAGCGCCUGAAGCAGUUGCUGGACUCCCCUGAUCCAGCACUUGGUCAUGAUUGGAAAGCCCGCGAGACUAAGGCCGCCAACAACUUCUCGGUUGGUGGAGUCUCCACCCGAUCCAUUGCCAGUGCUUUUCAAUCUGCCAGCACCUUCGGUGCCGGCCCUAUGCCAGAGCGUGUUUCUGCAGUUCCUAAGCUUGGCCUUUUGAGCGCUGCCCAGGUCAACCCUCCAGCUGGGCCCGUCGCCUCCUCUGCAGCGGCUGCCCCAAGGUUGCCGGAGUGCCAAGGCGAGGUCACUCAGUCCACAGGAGUGCAAGGAGCAGUUGGUCAGUCCGUUUCUGUAGGUUUGCGAUCUCAGUUAGGCAUGCCAGCAGCUGUUCCGCCAGCCCAAGGCCUGCUAAGCAUGGCGCCCAAGCAAGAAGGGCGGCACAUAUCCACGCAACUCCGCCGUGAGGAGCGGGGACUAUCAUGGAAAUCAGCGGCGACGAUUGACCGACAGCGGGGACGUAAGAAAGCCCGCAAACAGAAGAAGCGCCGCGAACAAUAUGAGCACGCUGGCAGGAGAACUGAGGAGGCUUGGCCGCCCCCACCACCUCCACCAGGACCUCGUGCGGAGGCGAGACAUCGUGAAGCUGAAGAGCUGCCGUACGACUUGGAGGAGCCCUCGCCUUCAGGGCUGAGGGCUCCCUCCACUGCGGCUGCUUCCAGCAGCCAGGGCCCAGCACGGGAGGAGCCCUCGCCUUUAGGGCUGAGGGCUCCACCCCCUACUGCUGCUGCAUCCAGCAGCCAAGGCUUACCUUUGCAACGACUUCCAGAAGCUGAAGAGCCACCGGUGGACCAGGACGACUCCAGCAACUGUCUUCAAUCUGACAGCAGUGAGACACCACAGCCUGCAGUCGCGCUGAAAGAUCGCCCAAGUGACUUUGGCCCUCUUCUUCAUGAGGAUGGCCUAAUCACUUUCUUAUGUGCAGCUGCGCCCCAGGUGAAGCAUCCGGUGAACCACUACCAGUGCCUUCCGGAAAGCCUUGAAGUUUACCAUGACUUUGUCACUGGUGGGCGAACAAAAGCUGCUCGAGCGAGACGGCUGGGGUUCGGAAAGUCCCGGACAGUUUACGUUGACCCUGGCUCCUCGGAACACGUUCUGAAGUUGGCGCCUCCACAAGGUCACGGGCCAGAACCGGAAGCUUGGAGACUGCUCCCUCAUAUAGUGCCGUGCACUUUGGAUGCGGGUAUUCACCUGCUCACGCUUUCUUGGAAGAGCUGCUAUGAUAUCAUCUCCACGCAUGUUUUGAGGCAGUCUAGGCUCACUCCACUUUCGGUGUGGAGGCCAGCUCCGCCGGACCUUGAUAUGGUCCGCUACAUGAUGGCACUGACUGCGGAGGCCUCCCGUUUCUACAAUCUCAAGGAUCUUGGCUUUUUCAACUUUGGUGUUGAUGCCCGUGGCUUCAUUAUGAUGUGGGACACCGCAGACUGGCUUCCAUGGGAGGGUCAAAGGGCACACUGGCCGAACAGACAGCGUGCCUCGGCUUUCUGGAGCGCGGUCAAGAGGAGUGUUCCAGACCACUUUCAGGAGCUACUCCAGCUUGUCAGCAACGCCUCGCCUGAGGAGGUGCUGCAACGGCUACGACCACUCCUUACGCAGCACUACAAGUGGCCGCCUGAACUUUUGCUUUUCACUGCCUCCUGGGCCCUCGCCUUAGGGCUGAGGGCCCGAGGCUGUGGAAGGGUGCAGCUCAGCCUGGGCACUGACCUGGACCAAAGGCUUGCGGUGCCCAGGAGCCCCGUUUUCUGCAGGAUCCUCGGUGGCAAAGUCGGCGCGGUGCUUGCGGGUCUUUGGAAAGACCUACCAGAGGCUGCCCAGAAAGCCUUUCAGGAGGUAGGGUACAGCCCACCUCGGCCGAAAGGGCCGCCGCCACCACCACCAGGACUGGACCUACAGUCCCUCCUUAAGGGUAGGAUGACCGAGAAGGAGUACAACGCUGCCAGGGCCGUGGUCUACGCGGGGGCAGGACUCCACGUCCAGACCCUGUUGGAGGCCGCAAGAAUCCCCCCUCCACCGGAUGAGGACCUCGACCAGCCAGAACCCACGCCCCAAGAGAAGCUGACCAGGUGUGUCAGCGACUUCAAGAAGGCCACCAACCAGAUGAAGAAUCUGGUGGAGAAGAAGGCCAAGCUCCAGGCACGAGCGGACAAGCUCAAGCAGGAGCUGGAAAAGCUCAUUGGGGACGUGGACCAGGUCGACAAGGACAUCAAGGCCAAGGACGUCGAGAUCCAGGAGACGGCCAAGGCUUUCAAAGAGAUGACGGCGGACUCCACCAGCACCGCCUUCAGCGCCCUGGAGGCGGUCCUUUCGGAGGCCGGCCACGAGCUCAAUGAAGCCACCCGCGCCAAGAUGAAGGCUGCCUUGGUCGGGAAGGAGGACCUCCCCCCGGACCCCUUCAUCGUGAGUUUCAGAGGGCAUGAUGAGUACUUCCCUCGGGAGAUGCCCCCCAUGUACGGGCCUGCCCGCACCGAUCCGCAUGGGAAGCGCCCCACACCUCUGGAAGGGCAGAUUUUGCAAGGGCAGCCGCCCAAUCAGGGUGUCCUCACGCCAACGUGUUCGGACAACCAGAGAGCCCCCUGCCCCAAGUGGUGCCUUGGAGGUGCUGCCAAGGGGCAAAGGGGAACCUACGGGACUUCCUCUGGGAGUCCACCCGAAAACAUCGUGCGGCCCACCGGGCUAGGAGGCAGCAACAGGCCAAUUCUCUUUUCUGGCACUCCUGGCCUCCUGGUCCUGAGCCGUCCAGCGCCAGACCGAAGGAACAGGGCUUCACAGCGCCUCCUUCCCCCCCUGGUGACGCAGGGCGGCGGCCCCGGUCGGUCUCCUCCGAGACUCAGGAAGCGAAGGCCUAGCACCCGGGGGAAAGCGGGCAAGCCCCCCCCUGACCUCGAGCCCAAGGCAAAUCCAGUUCAGGCCCUUGCUGCAGGGCUCGCAGAUGAGCUUCGGACGCACAAUGACUGGAGCAAGUCCGAACCCCAGGCUCUAGCCCUCGCUGAGGCCCUGGAAGGAGCCGAUGAGGCCAGCUUGGGUUACCGGGUCUCUUAUGAGAUUCUCGAGGCCAUGCAAGGCCACUCGUGGCUGGACCCCAUCACCGCCGCGGCUUUCCUGGACGACCUCGCGGCUCAGGGGCACCAGGGAUGUCAGGAGUCUGUUGUGUUUGUCAGUGCCAACAUCACAACGUGGACUCCGGAUAUUCUCAAAUGGCACCAGCCGCAAAAAGGGCCCCUUCUCAUCCAGGAGCUGCACUUGGGAGAUGAAGGUGGCAAAGUCGGCGCGGUACUCGCGGGUCUUUGGAAAGACCUACCAGAGGCUGCCCAGAAAGCCUUUCAGGAGGUCGGGUACAGCCCACCUCGGCCGAAAGGGCCACCGCCACCCCCGCCAGGACUGGACCUCCAGUCCCUCCUUAAGGGUAGGAUGACCGAGAAGGAGUACAACGCUGCCAGGGCCGUGGUCUACGCGGGGGCAGGGCUCCACGUCCAGACCCUUUUGGAGGCCGCGGGGAUCCCCCCUCCACCAGAUGAGGACCUCGACCGGCCAGAACCCACGCCCCAAGAAAAGCUGACCAGGUGUGUCAGCGACUUCAAGAAGGCCACCAACCAGAUGAAGAAUCUGGUGGAGAAGAAGGCCAAGCUCCAGGCACGAGCGGACAAGCUCAAGCAGGAGCUGGAAAAGCUCAUUGGGGACGUGGACCAGGUCGACAAGGACAUCAAGGCCAAGGAUGUCGAGAUCCAGGAGACGGCCAAGGCUUUCAAGGAGAUGACGGCGGACUCCACCAGCACCGCCUUCAGCGCCCUGGAGGCGGUCCUUUCGGAGGCCGGCCACGAGCUCAAUGAAGCCACCCGCGCCAAGAUGAAGGCUGCCCUGGUCGGGAAGGAGGACCUCCCUCCGGACCCCUUCAUUGUGAGUUUCAGAGGGCAUGAUGAGUACUUCCCUCGGGAGAUGCCCCCCAUGUACGGGCCUGCCCGCACCGAUCCGCAUGGGAAGCGCCCCACUCCUUUGGAAGGGCAGAUUUUGCAAGGGCAGCCGCCCCAUCAGGGAGUCCUCACGCCAACGUGUUCGGACAACCAGAGAGGCCUCCGCCCCAACCUUGGAGGUGCUGCCAAGGGGCAAUGUGGCCUCCACGGGCAAAUCCAGUUCAGGCCCUUGCUGCAGGGCUUGCGGAUGAGCUUCGGACGAACAACGACUGGAGUAAGUCCGAAGGCCCUGGAAGGAGCUGACGAGGCCAGCUUGGGCUACCGGGUCUCCUACGAGAUUCUCGAGGCCAUGCAAGGCCAAUCGUGGCUGGACCCCAUCACCGCCGCGGCUUUCCUGAACGACCUCGCGGCCCAAGGGCACCAGCGAUGCCAAGAGCCCGUUGUGUUUGUUAGUGCCAACAUCACAACGUGGACUUCGGAUAUUCUCAAAUGGCACCAGCCGCAAAAAGGGCCCCUUCUCAUCCAGGAGCUGCACCUGGGAGAUGAAGGUGGCAAAGUCGGCGCGGUACUCGCGGGUCUUUGGAAAGACCUACCAGAGGCUGCCCAGAAAGCCUUUCAGGAGGUCGGGUACAGCCCACCUCGGCCGAAAGGGCCACCGCCACCCCCGCCAGGACUGGACCUCCAGUCCCUCCUUAAGGGUAGGAUGACCGAGAAGGAGUACAACGCUGCCAGGGCCGUGGUCUACGCGGGGGCAGGGCUCCACGUCCAGACCCUUUUGGAGGCCGCGGGGAUCCCCCCUCCACCAGAUGAGGACCUCGACCGGCCAGAACCCACGCCCCAAGAAAAGCUGACCAGGUGUGUCAGCGACUUCAAGAAGGCCACCAACCAGAUGAAGAAUCUGGUGGAGAAGAAGGCCAAGCUCCAGGCACGAGCGGACAAGCUCAAGCAGGAGCUGGAAAAGCUCAUUGGGGACGUGGACCAGGUCGACAAGGACAUCAAGGCCAAGGAUGUCGAGAUCCAGGAGACGGCCAAGGCUUUCAAGGAGAUGACGGCGGACUCCACCAGCACCGCCUUCAGCGCCCUGGAGGCGGUCCUUUCGGAGGCCGGCCACGAGCUCAAUGAAGCCACCCGCGCCAAGAUGAAGGCUGCCCUGGUCGGGAAGGAGGACCUCCCUCCGGACCCCUUCAUUGUGAGUUUCAGAGGGCAUGAUGAGUACUUCCCUCGGGAGAUGCCCCCCAUGUACGGGCCUGCCCGCACCGAUCCGCAUGGGAAGCGCCCCACUCCUUUGGAAGAGGGAGCUGCAGGCAGCGACAACCCCGAAUAG